AUGGAGACGAUGCGAGCGCAGCGGCUGCAGCCUGGGGUGGGCCCCAACGGGAGGGGCACUCUGCGAACGCUGCGCCCCGGAGUGACUGGGGCCGUGGCUGCCCCCGCCACACCCUCAGUGGGCUCCCCCCAAACCCCGCCAGCCCCACCGCCCCCGCCGCCCCUGCUCCUGUCCGGGGCCCCCGGACUGCCACUGCCGCCUGGAGCGGCUGGCAGCCCGGCGGUGCUGCGGGAGGCUGUGGAGGCCGUGGUGAGGAGCUUCGCCAAGCACACGCAGGGCUAUGGCCGAGUGAAUGUGGUGGAGGCACUUCAGGAAUUCUGGCAGAUGAAGCAGUCUCGUGGGGCUGACUUGAAGAAUGGGGCUCUAGUGGUUUAUGAAAUGGUUCCCUCCAACACCCCUCCCUAUGUCUGCUAUGUCACCCUGCCUGGGGGAAGUUGCUUUGGCAGUUUCCAGUUUUGCCCCACAAAAGCUGAGGCCCGGAGGAGUGCUGCAAAGAUUGCACUAAUGAACUCUGUGUUUAAUGAACAUCCUUCCCGAAGAAUCACUGAUGAGUUCAUUGAGAAGAGUGUCUCUGAGGCCCUGGCAUCUUUCAAUGGCAAUAGGGAGGAAGCUGACAAUCCAAAUACAGGGAUUGGUGCCUUCCGAUUCAUGUUGGAAUCCAACAAGGGCAAGUCAAUGUUGGAGUUCCAGGAGCUAAUGACAGUUUUUCAACUGUUGCACUGGAAUGGCAGCCUUAAGGCCAUGAGAGAAAGACAGUGCUCUCGACAGGAAGUGUUGGCUCACUAUUCACACCGGGCCCUGGAUGAUGAUAUUCGCCACCAAAUGGCACUGGACUGGGUGAGCCGGGAGCAGAGUGUGCCAGGGGCACUGUCUAGAGAGCUGGCCUCUACUGAGCGGGAGCUGGAUGAAGCCCGGCUGGCAGGCAAGGAGCUGCGCUUCCACAAAGAGAAGAAGGAUAUUCUCAUGCUGGCUGCUGGACAGCUGGGCAAUAUGCAUUCUUCCAACUGCUAGGCAUCCACUGAUGUGUUUCCCAUCCUCUCCAGGCCUCUUUUUAUAUGUUCUUUCUAAGAUUUACUAUGAUUUCUGUACAUACUUUAUCAAUUUUAUACUUUAAAAUAUAGGUAUAUAUGUAUAAAUUCUACACCUGGACUCUUUUUUGCCAAGAGAUCCCUUUUCUUCUAGUUUCUGAACGUAGUUCUCUUUGAAACAUCUCCACUCCACUUUACAAGAGGAGCAGGCUGUCUUGAGGUUUGUUGGCUUCACAUUUGCAGUAACUCUGUAUAAUCAUGUCAGUAGCACAGGAUGAUUACGUGUUCGUGUCUCCUUUCUUUUAAAAUAACAGGGAGCUUGAGUAAGGACUAUGUUCCUCCCUUACCUACCCCAAUUCCUUUUUUCUCUGAGACUGGAACAGGUUAUAAAUAUGAAACCUUCGGCUUUGGUUUAUCUUGACCUGGGCCUACUUGGUACCAAGUUGUUCCUCCAGUAACAAUAUUUCCUAACCUACACCACCCCUCCUCAUCACUGCCUUACUCCCCUCUCUCAUUCCGAAUAGUACUAGGUAGGAAGUGGAGAUCUGGUUUCUCAUUUUUGAGGUCAUCCCUGAGAAAGUGUCCAGAAACAAGAAGGGAAUUAUAAACACAAUUCACAAGGCUUUUUCACCUAAAUUGCUUCUGGGACAUAGAUACCAUACUGUAGUCCAAAUUUCACUACAGAAGGGAUCAGUGUUGAAGUUGCUUAUCUUUCAGUAUUCCCUUUUCAUUCCUGUUCCCUUGCUCCCCUAGCUUAGUUAGGCCCUGUAUUUAGACCAUCUUGUCUGCAAAGAAAGUAAAAGGUAUUUUUCUCUCUUCUCUCUCCUCCCAUCAUUUUGCUCUUUGGAAAACUUAUCAGUCCUAUUUGGUGAGGGCCAUUUUCCUUCUCUCACUGCCACAAAUUUGUUGCCGUGUACUACCUUACAUG
Pteronotus mesoamericanus is the source of this 1956-nucleotide messenger RNA. It is a transcript of the gene LIX1L, whose product is annotated as limb and CNS expressed 1 like. Bases 1 to 1011 code for a protein of 336 amino acids. Lineage: Eukaryota; Metazoa; Chordata; Mammalia; Chiroptera; Mormoopidae. The transcript has 6 exons. The record is from RefSeq and is a predicted model, not a curated record. Gene Ontology annotation, cellular component: cytoplasm. Gene Ontology annotation, biological process: autophagosome maturation.